CUAUUUUGGUACACCAAACGCGACUCGGUACUUGUUACAUUAUAAUACAUUUGCAUUUUGUAAAGCUACUGUAAAUAUAAUAUAGUACUAUAGCAGCCUUCGUGUUACGUUAAACGAUGAGUAAAUUCCAGGAAAAUAUUAAACACUUGAUCCCAAGACCAAAAACACCUGUCGUCAAACCACCGAUGUACCGCUCAAUUUACACGGAGUCUGUAAGGAGGACAUAUAAGUCAAACAAUAACCUUCAUAAAACUAUGGGCUAUGCUGAAGUUGAACUCGAUCCACCGUCGCAAUUUCUAAAAAAACACACCAGAAAAGAGAUGAGACCAUUUGUCGAAAUAAAUAAAACCAAAUGCUGUGCUAGAAAAUCAAUUCAAAGACCGUGCGACGGCGCAACGACAAAUGCUUCUAAAAAACUACCAACAAAAACGAGGAAAAACAUUAGACAAACUAACAUCAUUGAUGUUAUAAGGAGGGUGCCACCAUUGCCAAAGCAUCGGGUCCAGGACACAAGAAAUGGACACAUAAUUGUUUUGAACGAAGCCGGUUUGGAGCCCACAUAUGUGUCUAAGAAGAACUAUGGAAAAACACCGUCAUACAUCGUUAAAAUGUACAAGGAAAAAGAAAUGGCACAACUGAUGGAAACUGAGCGAAAGCGAGCUGUAAAACCGUCGUUGCGUUAUUUGCCCGAAGACGAACGUAACGAAUUAUUGAACGGAUUGAAGACUAAUUGGGCUGAACUUCACAAGGAAUUUUUACUGUUGCCAAUGCUCACUGACACGGUACCAAAAAUGAAAAGGAAAACCAUGUUGGAAAAGCAACUGAAUAACUUAGAGAAAGACAUCGACCUGUUAGAGAGAAACCCUUCUAUUUAUGUGUGUCAAGACAUAUAAUAGGUCUAUUAAAACUUUCAGAAUAUUCUACAGUCUAAAAAUAAAUACCACAAUUAAAUAUUAUUUAUCAUUCUUAUAUUAUCAGAUUAUGGUAUUAACAGUAUGGUAGGUAUAACAUUAUGAAUUAUGAUCUAACCUUUUUUUAAUAUUUUGUUUUCAAAUCGCAAUUUUUUGAUGAUGAUGAAUAUAAAUCAUACUGAUAGAGUUAUAUAUUUUUCAUUUCUUAUAGCAAUUACUUCUGAAAUAAUAUUGAUAAUCUAAUAUAUGUUUUUUAUUUAAAGUCUUUAAGUUAAUUUUCUGAUUAAAUAAGGAACCCAUAAGAUUAAUCAUAGAUAUUACCUAUGAUAAUAAAUAAAUGUAUUAUACUACCAACUGAAUUGUAUGCACUUUUAAAAUGGAGAUUA
Aphis gossypii (cotton aphid) is the source of this 1297-nucleotide messenger RNA. RefSeq names its product enkurin-like. Gene Ontology annotation, molecular function: calmodulin binding. Lineage: Eukaryota; Metazoa; Arthropoda; Insecta; Hemiptera; Aphididae. The transcript is spliced from 4 exons. The record is from RefSeq and is a predicted model, not a curated record. Bases 117 to 893 code for a protein of 258 amino acids. Gene Ontology annotation, cellular component: acrosomal vesicle.